Molecule: messenger RNA, 1113 nt
Organism: Cetraspora pellucida
Lineage: Eukaryota; Fungi; Glomeromycota; Glomeromycetes; Diversisporales; Gigasporaceae
Source: the annotation of a GenBank genome assembly
AUGGCAAAACGACAAACAAUCCCGUCUUUUACCAAAUUAUCUGAAAGAGUCGUGCGUAUUCUUGGUGAAAACCCGGGCAAAUUUACAUUACAAGGUACAAAUACAUACCUAAUCGGUACGGGUUCUCGGAAAAUUCUUAUCGAUACCGGAGAAGGAAAACCAAAAUACAUUCAUACACUUAGUGAAUCAUUAGGAAAACUAGGAGAAAAUGUAUUUAUUACUGAUAUAUUGAUAACUCAUUGGCAUAUUGACCAUGUUGGGGGUAUAGAUAGCCUUCUUCAAUAUUUAAAGGAAAAUAAUCACCCCACACCAACUAUUCAUAAGCGACUGAAUCCUGCAACGGAUAAACUUCACCACGUAUAUAAACCUAUAGAAGAAAAUCAAAUAUAUCAAACAGAUGGUGCAAGUCUUCGUGCAAUUUUCACUCCAGGGCAUAGUGUAGAUCACGUCUCAUUUUAUUUGGAAGAAGAAAAUGCAUUAUUUACUGGUGAUGCUGUAUUAGGUCAAGGAACAACUGUUUUUGAAAAUCUGGAAGAAUAUAUGACCUCUUUACAAAAAAUGAAAAAGUUAAUUCCAGAUCGAUUGUACCCUGGUCAUGGUCCAAUGGUCGAAGAUGGUAUGACCAAAUUGGAUGAAUACAUUAACCACCGCCUGCAGCGUGACCAAGAAAUACUUGGUGUCCUUAAACAAUCAAAUAAACCCUUAACAACUAUGGAGAUCGUAGAAUCAAUUUAUAAUGCAUAUCCUCGAGAACUUUGGAGGGCUGCAGAAGCUAGUAUAAAUUUGCAUUUAUAUAAAUUAGAAAACGAAUCAAAACCUGCGCUAAUUCAUUCUCCUUUUGACCGUCGUCAAAUACCUGAAAACAAGUCUUCCAACAGUGAUACUCAUACUAAUAACGUUGGAUAUAAAUACUAUUGGAAGAACAACUCAUCCGUCUCUUUAGAAAAUACGAUGACACCCCUUCCGGUAAACCCUUCGGCAUCUACUCUACUAACCUCUCAAAACGUUCGAUACGAUCGAAAUAUUAUAAUUGUGUCGAAAGAUAAGACAUUCAACAUUGCUAAGAAUUUGGAUACAGACUUAACCUGCAAAACAGAACUCAUAACUUUGUAG